Messenger RNA from Geodia barretti, 924 nucleotides. The record is from the annotation of a GenBank genome assembly. NCBI's taxonomy places the organism in Eukaryota, Metazoa, Porifera, Demospongiae, Tetractinellida, Geodiidae.
AUGGACGGAGGAUUUCUACUAGUUCUUCUGUUUAGUCUCACAGCUGAAAUAGCUUGUGGUGAGCAAAAGAUAGAGUUAUGGAGAGAGUGGGAGCUGUGGAAGAUGGAGCACGGGAAGAGCUACGAGUCCCAGAAAGAGGAGCUGGAGAGACAUCUCGUGUGGCUCUCCAACAGAGAAUACAUCAACGCACACAACAAAAACGCAGAGAGUUUUGGGUUUGCACUCUCCGUGAACCAAUUUGCUGACAGACAAGACGGUGAAUUUGCUGAGCAAUAUCUCAGCCAGAGGACCAGUGAGCCCUCUAGUCACCAGGUACUGACCGAUGAACUUUUAGUCAGUCUCGGCUGGUCAAAGGACGAUAACCCAGAAUAUGUUGACUGGAGACAAGAAGGAAUUGUCACUCCAGUCAAAGAUCAGGGUCAGUGUGGGGCAGGGAGCUACGCGUUCUCGGCAGUCGGUGCGAUAGAGAGCACCACAGCUAUUGCAACUGGUCAGCUGAGGAACCUGAGUGCCCAGAACAUCAUUGACUGCUCUACCUCAUUUGGGAACCGAGGCUGUCAGUCUGGUUCAGUCUCCGGGGCUCUCAAAUACACAGUCUCCACUGGUGGAAUUGACACCGAGGAGGCCUACCCUUAUGUGGCAAGGCGAGCCUACUGCAGUUUCAAGUCAGAGAGCAUUGGAGCAAGCAUCUCUGGCGUCAUUUCACUAAGAAAUGGCAGCGAGAGUGAUCUGAGGAUGGCUGUGGCCUACAAGUUGAACCAUUCCAUGCUAGUGGUCGGCUAUGGCACAUACAACUCUGUCGACUACUGGAUUGUCAAAAACAGCUGGGGCACGAACUGGGGUAUGAAGGGAUACAUCUACAUGUCAAGAAAUCGCUACAAUCAGUGUGGAAUUGCAACCGCUGCUUUGUACCCUGUCAUCUAG